Molecule: messenger RNA, 1174 nt
Organism: Prunus dulcis (almond)
Lineage: Eukaryota; Viridiplantae; Streptophyta; Magnoliopsida; Rosales; Rosaceae
Exons: 5
Coding region: 6-827 (273 amino acids)
Molecular function (GO): serine-type endopeptidase activity
Source: RefSeq, a predicted model, not a curated record
CACCAAUGUAUCACUACAUCAUCGUUAAAAUUUGCGAUUUGCGAUUUGCGAUUUGCGAAAUCCCACGAGAGCAAAAUAAUAAAGGAGAAAUUUUUAGGGGGUUAAGAAAAGCAAAGGGAAAUGCCCAAAAUUGCAGCUUGACACAUAUAUCGUACCACAACAACGACGACAAGAAGUUAAGCUGCAGCCUGCAGGUGGUCUCUUUCGCGAUGGUUUCCCUCCCAACCUGGUUCCGGUACAUAGCCCACAAGCUCGAAUACUCGGCCACUAUCAGCUGGAAGAACUAUCAAAGAGGUCAAAUCACGGACAGAGAACUAGGUGAUGCCGUUUGGAAAAAUCUAUUUCAGGGAAAGUUAACGUACUUGCAUUGGAAUAAAGGAGAGGAGAUGGCCCCUAGUAUAGGUGCGCAAGGGGGUACUCUUCUUGUCCGGAAGAUACCAGCUGCAGACCCAAGGCGUGUUUUUGUUGGGGAUGUAGUGGUCUUGAAGGACCCUGAGAAGGCAGAUAAUUAUCUGGUGAGAAGAUUGGCUGCAAUUGAAGGGUAUGAAAUGUUGUCUACUGAUGAAAAGGAUGAGCCUUUUGUUCUUGAACAGGAUGAAUGCUGGGUGUUGGCUGAUAAUGAAAGUUUGAAGCCCAAGGAAGCCAAUGACAGUCGGAAAUUUGGGCCGGUUUCCAUGACAGACAUAGUUGGCAGAGUCAUAUAUUGCCUACGAACAGCUGUGGAUCAUGGCCCUGUGCAGAACAGUCAUUCCAGCAUGCGAAAGGAUACACCAGUGCUGCAAGUUGAAUUGGAUGUCGAUGAGAUGGCAAAAAAUCACAAAGCCUGACUGAAGUAUGCCCUUAUAAAGCAAUGACUCAUUUGGUUGUAACUAUGUUCCUCCCAAUUUCUCAAAUUUUUUUCUUUCUUUUCUUCUCCCUGUUUCAAGUACAAGAAGAAAAAUAAAGAUGGAAUUUCAAGUUCUUGAGUCAUGGGAUGGUUGUACGUUUAUGGUGGCUGUUCAGGUACUCAUACUUCAGUAAUGGUGCCUUCUGUUUUUGCUGAAGAAUAUGAAGCGACCUGUAAGGAACUUGAGUUCAGGACGGUAUUUUUGUUUAGAAGAGCACUGUACUCCAAAAAACUAUCCAAGAAAAGAAGAAAUCCAGAUGUUGUCAAGUUUUUGGACUUAUAUUUGAA